AUGACCCCUUCAAUAGUUGAAGAGCCUAAGGCCAGGAAGCCAACGAGAAAGAAACCAAAUGCAGCCUCAGAUUUUAACCAUUCUCAAUUUCAUUGUUCCAUUCAGAGCCCCAACUUUCCUGAUCUGCAGCGUUCUAAAUCACCUAGCAGAAAUGGUACGACUGAAUCUAGAGAACCUUUGAUCAGCCAAAAGCCCAAGAAAAUGUUUUUGUUGGCAAGGCUUGGAGGACUGGGUUGUAAAGGGACUUCAACUCGGGUAUCAGAAUCGACAAUCAUCCGGUCUGCAGCUGAUUGGGAGACUGAGAAAAGGAGGAGGAAGAACCUGGGGAAUAGACCGCCUAGUAAAGCCAGGAUUCCUGAUAAUGUUGCUGUUGAUGUUCCUGAUAUAUGCUCAUUCCGUGUAGCUAGGAGAACUAGAAACAUCCAGCAUUUCUCUGCUUCAUCUUCACAAGGACCCUCAAAUUCUAUAUUCUCCAGAGACCAUUCAUUCAAUGCUAGACACUAUCAUCAAUUGGGUCAAUAUUCUCAUAGAGGAUUCAUAGAGGUAUUUGCACUCUUUGAAAGAAGUUUAGAUCAAUACAUGGACUGGAGACUCAAUCUUGAUAGGAUGUCAUAUGAGGAACUGCUUGAAUUGAGCGAUGAAAUUGGAUAUGUAGGCAGAGGUUUGAGUGAAGAAGACAUAUUCAGCUGCUUAACUAUACUUGAGCCAUCUGAUUUCGAGUCUGCACCAUUGCUGAUGUCGUUGGACGAAGGCUGGAGGUGUACCAUUUGUCAAGAGGAAUGCAAGGCUAAGGAUGAUGUUGGGCGACUUGGCUGUGGACACUGCCACCACAUUGAUUGCAUAAAGCAGUGGCUUAAGCAGAAGAACCAAUGCCCUGUGUGCAAAAUCGCACCCAUUGCUGACAAAUGAAGCGAUCAGUAUUGUUUUCCAGCCUCACUUAUCAAACUUCGGUUCUCAUAUACACUGAAAUCAAUUUCUCCAAUUUUAGGCAGAAAUGUAUCCGAUAUGCCAUGUCAAAUAUGCAUAGGCAAGCACAAGUCCUUUUAAUGUCCGUGCUUGGAAUUUUAUUUUCCCAUGUAUUUCCUACUUACGUUUUAAAGCACAAGUACUUGAUUUCGUGAUUUC
This is a messenger RNA of Coffea arabica (coffee), 1125 nucleotides long. The record is from RefSeq and is a predicted model, not a curated record. Lineage: Eukaryota; Viridiplantae; Streptophyta; Magnoliopsida; Gentianales; Rubiaceae.